Messenger RNA from Sphaerodactylus townsendi, 4590 nucleotides. It is a transcript of the gene RUFY4, whose product is annotated as RUN and FYVE domain containing 4. The coding region runs from base 244 to 3210 and encodes 988 amino acids. NCBI's taxonomy places the organism in Eukaryota, Metazoa, Chordata, Lepidosauria, Squamata, Sphaerodactylidae. Gene Ontology annotation, biological process: plus-end-directed vesicle transport along microtubule; positive regulation of autophagosome maturation. Gene Ontology annotation, cellular component: autophagosome; late endosome; lysosome. The record is from RefSeq and is a predicted model, not a curated record. The transcript is spliced from 13 exons.
CACUGCGGCCGUCAAAAUCUUAUGAGGAAAUUAUCUUGAGCCAAGCAAGGGGUUUUCCACAGAGAUGCUUCCUGUUUUCAGUUUGCAGGAGCUGUUCGGGAUGGUGGGAGAGGAGGUGCUUGCCAUUUUCAUACCACUAGGAGUGAAAGCUUGCAGAUUUUUAAAGAUGUUGACUUUGACAGCGGCUUCCAUCACAACACAAGGAUCUUCACUGUGUGACUAAAGGGAAACUGAGGCAGCACUAUGGCAACUGACAGAGAACUUCUUCGUGUAAUCCAGGACUUAAAGAGUGCAGUCACUGAUUUAAACAAGAACUAUCGAGAACAGGGACUACCAGUGACAGAUGGUACUUGGGAGCUACAUCAGUUCUGUGCCCAGCUGGAGUUCCUGCUGCAGUAUGAUCUGAAAGAGAAGAAAAGCCUCUUUGGGCAGAGGAAGGAUUAUUGGGACUUUCUAUGCUGGGUCCUGACAAAGUUGCAUGGUGGUGUACAUGCAGGGGUGCAACACAUCACCUCCCUUGACAAGCUGAAAACAGCCGUGGGGAAGGGCCGUGCAUUCAUUCGCUAUUGCCUGGUCCAUCAGCAGCUGGCUGAGACAUUGCAGCUUUGCUUCUUGGAGCCAAAGGUCACCAGUGAGUGGUACUAUGUACGCAGCCCAUUCCUGAACCAAGAGCUGUGGCUGGACUUAUUGGGCUCUCUCUAUGAGCUAGAUGGCAUUACUUUCCAUUUGGCACUCUGCAGAGCAGACCUGGAUGCAUCAUGGCCUGUAGUCUUAGGGGUUUUACCACAAUACCCCAAGGAAGCUGCUGCACAAAGGCAGGUGCAGAAGACACAUACCUCCCAGGCUGGGAACUCAAAUAGAGAUCGUGAGAGCCAUCAAGAAGCCAACAAAGAUUGUGGGGAUCGACCAGGAAUAAUGGAACACUAUGCAAUUCAGUCUCCUGCUGAUAGCCUAUUUAGACCUGAGUUGAAACAUUCAAUGGAAAACUGGAUUGGGCUCUGGAGAAGCAGAAAGAACAGUCUACUGCAGAUGAGUUCUCUCCUAAAACUGAAUCCUUUCAUGGAAAGAAAUGCCCAGCGUUCAGGUUCUAUUGAAGAGAAACUGGUGGAAGUGCAAAGGGCGAAUAGUGACUUGCAGACGCAGAUGGAAAAGGAGGAACCAAAUAAUAUAUCUUCCAACCAAGAACUUGAUUCCCUGCUGCCAGAACUCUGCCUUUGUAGAAAGGCUGAGAGAUCACACCAGGGAACCACUGAAUGUGUCAGCCUGUGGAAACAGCAGGACUUGGGAAUAUUGAUGUGGGAGCUUGGGGCUUUGCAACAGAAAAUAUCCCUGCAACAAAAAGAGAACACAUGCAUAAGACAAGCCUUUUCUGAGGAAAAUGAGCCACUGAAAGAAGAGCUGGUAAAACUUAAAAGACAACACGGAGAGAAAAUGGAAGAGAAGGAAAAACAGCAGCAGGAGUUUGCCGAGACCAUAGGUUAUCUCCGAGAGGCAGAACGUAAGAUCGCUAAUCUGUCCAUUGAAUGCCAGGAGGCUUGGGCCAAGAAAAAAGCUGCUGAGAAGUCUCUAGAGGAGGCUCAACAACGGCUGAGUGCUCAGGAGGUAGAGAGAAGAAAGCACCUGGCAGACAUUGAGGCCCAAGAAUUGAGGCGACAGCAACUGACAUCUCGAUGUCAAGGACUGCAGGAGAAACUGAAGGUGUAUGAAGAGAGUCUGAAGAAAUGGGAAGCUGAAGCAGUGGCCCUACAAAGUCAACAUGGCCAACUGGAAACAACUGAGGAACAACCACAAGAGCUGACCUGUAUAGUAACAGAAAGGGAAGAAAAUUCAUCUAUAUUGGAGAAGGGUCUCCUAAGGGAGAAGUUAGCGAGAAGUCUUGGUGAAAUAGAGGUCCUUGAGAAGGAGAAGGAGACUCUUAUUGAAACUCUAGUCUCUCAGGAACAGAGUCUGGUGUUUUCAAAACUAGAAAUUCAGGAUCUUCGGAAAGAGCUAUCAGCAUCUCAAGAGCUUGUUGUCAACCUUCAGAAUUCUUUGAUGGAGCAGGAGAAGGUCCUGAGGAAUAGGGAAGACAUAGCUCAGAGCUUGCAGGGAGACCUAAAUUACCAAUUAGCUGAGCUACAGAAGGCCCUGGAGAAAAACACAACACUGAGAAGGGAGCUGGAGGAAAUAGCCAGCACGAACUCUCAACUAGAAGCACAAGUUAUCCAAAAGCAAGCCAGGUGGGAAAGAAAUUUGCAGGAACUUAGGAGCCAACAGGGAACUUUAGAAAAGGAGGUGACCAAGCUGCAAGACGAAAGACAGAAUCUCCUGGUCACACUACAACAAGCCCUGGAAAAAAAAGAGGCCUUGGAGAAGCAAGUUCGAAGUACUACUGCCACCAUGGAGACACGGACACAGGAGGCCACACAACUUAGAAAUGAACUGGAGAACCUGAUGACCACCAGUCAAACACUACAGAAAGCCUUGCAGGAAAAAAAUGAGAUUGUGGUCUCAGACCUAAAACAGGAGUGUCUGACGUUGUCAAACCAAGUAGAGCAACUGGAGCUUGAGAAAAUGCGAGCCAUUAACAUAGCAGAGACGCUAAGUAAAGAGCUGGAACAAUCCUGGGAGUUGUCAACAGAAGAAGUAGCUUCAGUCACUGUGCUCAAUGUACCAUUUGAGACCAGAGGAGAGGAAGUCAAGAGCAUAGCCAAGAAGGACACCAGUACUAAGUCCAGAAUGGACAUUCAUGAGAAGUGCCAGACUAGCCAUUUGGACAAAAUGAUGGAUGGUGUUCAGAAGGCAAAGCAAAUACUGGUGGCCAAGGAGAAAGAGGUGAAGUACCUCAAGCAGCAGCUGAGCCAGUCUCAACAGGACAAGCAACAAGAACAACGGUUGCUGAAGAAAAUCCAACAAGAAUUGCAGGAAAAAGAAAAGAAAUACCAAGGGGAGCUGUCAGAACAGAAGGAUUUAAUCUGCAGCAUGAAGGGAAGGCUGGUGGAGCUACUGCGGGAAAAGGAUGCCCUGUGGCAGAAGACUGAAGGCAUCGAUUCCCAUACUCAGAUCUCAGGGAUGUGUGCUCACUGCAAAAAGGAUUUCAGGCUCUUGUCAUGCCGAUACCAAUGCAGGUUAUGCCACAGUGCUGUGUGCCCUGCUUGUUCUGUGAACAGUGGACCUCGGGAGCGCUGCUGCCUUCUGUGCUACCAGAAGAAAAACAGCCAAGGCAACUGACAUCAGGUUUUAAAGAGCUGGCAUGUUCCCCCAUCUGUGAGUUAUCUAGGAAAGAGCCCCCACCCCAAGUGCCACCUGAGAAUGGAUGUGGCUUCCUUUGAAGCAGGCAUGAUUGUAGAUGAAUCAAGAGGACCAUCAUAGCAGUGAGGGAAGUGGCAGCGGUAAUGUCAGGGGGAUUGUAUCUAGUUGAUUGAGAUGCAUUCCUAGCUCAAUGUAACUGCUACAAGAUAUAUGUAACCAGCCUGCUGUCCUGGGACAUUCUUUCCUUGAUCUUUGCUUUAUGGUUUCACACGCUGAGUAGAUAACUAGGCUUUCCCCUGACACUUUGGUUUCACGGGAACUGGGAUUGUUUCUGUUGUCCUGUGGGAGCAGGUUGCCAGGAGGCUCUAUCUCUAUCUAUUGCUGACCUUGGGGCACCUUAGCUCUAAACUAACUCUCACAUUCUUUGUCAAAAUGGGAGGGGGAAUUAACAUUGGAAUAAAAUGGGUAGCAAAAGCCAGGUUCCCCAGAACUGGCUUUGCCCAGUUGAGUGCUUCAACGCCUAUCAAACACUGCUGAUCAACAAUACAGAGUCCGUUCAUUGCUUCAAGGUUCAAGACCUAACAGAUAACAAGGGACAAAUUAAAAAUUAAAUCAAAAUCAGGGAUGAUCCUUCUGAAUAUCAAGGACAUUUGAAUGCCAUUUCCACUCUUUCUCAGGCCAAAUGCUACUGGUUGAAUGUUUUUAGCUGACAUUUCUGUGAGCAAGGUUGGCUGGCUUCCAAUUGCAGUCCAAACCCACGGCCAUGCAAUUUGCUUUCAGUCCCUCUGGCUAACCAUUUCUCAGAACUCCUUUCAGAGAUACAAUGCACCGGGAAAACCACCAGUUGGCUAGGAAGAGGGUGUAUUUCCAUCCAGUUUAAAUUACAGAGAACAACUAGUCAGCCUUCUAAUCUGUGGGAGUUACUGGAGAUAUGUAUAUGCACUGCUCAGAAUAUGAACUUCCAGUUCAGAAUAUAAAUAGCACAUCAAUAAGAUGGCAAUUUCAUGAGAACAGUCCUGUUCUCUUCCAAGCAUGCUUAUCUGCAGCAGCCCUAGCAGGGAGGGAAAGAAAUUUUGCCAGUCAAAAUUUAGUUCCUCAGCUAGGCCAUGAAAUAUUUUUGUCUUACCUUAAAAGCCUUGCAUAAAGCUGGUGUGAACCUCAAGACCAUUUAGAAGAUUGUAGGGAUGAGGGAACAGUACUGACCAUUGUUCUACUACCAUUUUCUUAUUAUCAAGAACUGGGGAGGGCUAUUGUAAACUGGGCGUCAUAAUUGUACCAUCUAACUGCUAUGAAAAAUGAUGAUAUUGUUAUUUAUUGGAACGUUAUUUAUGAAAAUAAACAUGUGUGUGUGAAUGAAAA